AUGGCGGGGACGGCUACCGCGACAUAUUCGACAGAUGCGUGGACGUCACCCAGUGUAGACGGCGGUCAAUGGGAGUUUUCGGUUCCGAUUAGACAGGAUAGCACUAAUCAUCGCUCCAAAUCCCGCUCGUCCCACGAUUCGCGCUCUAGAGGACAUCGGCCCAAAAACUCGCGCAGCUCCUCUCUGUCAAGACAGGUCCACGCCCACGAACAGUUCAAUGCGCGCGGUCGUCGCGAUUUCAGUCACAGUCGCCGUGAAAGCGAAGAAGUCAACGCGCACCAUCUCUACAGACACGAAGCCGCCGACCAUAGCGCUAGCAGUGCUAAGGCCUCGACCGAGAUCCCCCGUCAGGAUGGCACAAUGAAGACCAGCGAAGGCAUUGGAGUGUACCUCGGAGAGCUGGACAAUGAGAAAUGGAUUCAUCGGGAUAAACUGGCCAAAAUCGAAAGUCAAGAGCUGCAACAGUUGUUCCAGCGACGGACUGCAGCAGACGGUGUUCAGACUGGCCGUGGAGGAUCCCAUGAUCGUCAUGGAGCCAACGGACGCUCUUUUUCCCCGCACUCGCCAACCGAGCAAACGGAACCGUGGCCCAGCUUGCACGACGGUUCACCACGCGACUCUUACGACUCCAGGACUUUCUCUGAUGACGGCGGUCACCACGAUGCCACACAAGGCGAUCGUGAACACUGGGAUCUUCGCCGGCCGGAAGAAAUUGCUGCAGACGAGGCGAAGGAGCAGGCGGCAUCGGGCUUCUACCACAACCCCGGCUUGCGGAAGAGCUCUUCUCGGAUUCCACUUUCGAAAGCCAGUCCAGUACCUAUCUCGCCUGAGCACACAGGACGAGAGUUCCCCAUGCAGCGCACCAGAGCCCUCACCAAUGGAGAAGAUGAGGUGCUGUCGAUCGGAAUGCCACGUCGAGCCAGCGAGCCCAUGACGGUGGAGGCAGCAAACGGUCUACCUGCAGGUGGCAGCAGGCCUGGUAGUCGUGGAUUCCCCACACAGAAUACGGCGGCCAAGAAAACACCGGCGAAGGCAGGACAUACCAAUCGCAAGACGUCUGCCCCUCCCGCGACAAGAAAGGCGACUCCAAGAGCUCGUCUCCCGUCUAGCACCCAGCGGCUUGGAGCCAAAGCAGGCGAGGGUCGUGGUCCUAAUCCUAUCAAUCGGCCGGAAGGCGAUCCCCCAUGGCUGGCUACCAUGUACAAACCGGACCCGCGUCUUCCUCCGGAUCAGCAGAUCCUCCCCACACACGCGCGGCGCAUGCAGCAGGAGCAAUGGGCCAAGGAAGGCAAGACUCCUACGACAUACGACCGCGAGUUUUCUCCGCUUGCCGUCGGACCGGAUGGACCAUUCAAAAUGGAAAGACCGAAGUUUGAGACCCCGGAGCCGGCAAAGCCGCCGAUGGAGGAGAAGCCAAAGGAUGAACCGCAGCCUGCACCACAGCCAACGCUCCACGAGCAGCUCCCGACUAAGGAAGGUGAAUCUGAUGCACGGCCCGUCACAGGCAGCGGGUAUAGCACUAUGCCCCGAGUGCAAGACCCAAUGCCCGCAACACUGACCCCCAAAUGGAGCCCGCCGGUGGUGACGGCGCAAGAGCCACCGCCCAAGGAGAAGGGCUGUGGAUGCUGCAUAGUAAUGUGA
This is a messenger RNA of Aspergillus homomorphus CBS 101889, 1641 nucleotides long. RefSeq lists its product as uncharacterized. NCBI's taxonomy places the organism in Eukaryota, Fungi, Ascomycota, Eurotiomycetes, Eurotiales, Aspergillaceae. Bases 1 to 1641 code for a protein of 546 amino acids. The transcript has 2 exons. The record is from RefSeq and is a predicted model, not a curated record.